Ciona intestinalis (vase tunicate) is the source of this 6048-nucleotide messenger RNA. The record is from RefSeq and is a predicted model, not a curated record. Lineage: Eukaryota; Metazoa; Chordata; Ascidiacea; Phlebobranchia; Cionidae.
AUGGUGUACAGAAUGAUUUACAUAUUUAAAGUUGUUUUAAUAUGAGUUCAAACGUUCCUUGGACAAAUCAAUUUGAACCUGUAAGUUUAUCUCAAUCAAGUCUCACAUCAUCACAAAGUACUUGGAGCAGAACUGCUGCUGCAGUUAAUACUCCGCAAACAAAUCCUGCUAAUUGGCCUCAACUUGGUUCAGCAGAACAAGACACCACCUCUGUGAUGUCACAAACACAAUUGCAGUCUGCCCCUUCACAGGAAGAUACUGGGUGGGCAACCACGUCAUCCAAUCCGUCAGCAGCUAAUGACGCAGAUCAGUCAGGUACAAGUGGUUGGGGUCGAAUCCCUGAUAACGGAACAAAACCACCCAACACAAAUGUUUCCACCGGUUGGGGUGUUCCUACUGGCAUUCCUUGGGGUCAACAUUCAUCAAAUAUUGAUGAUGGCACUGCUGUUUGGGGUAAAUCAACAGCAGCUCAACAGCCACAACAAGGUAACUGGGGUAAUCCUGUAAAUAAGAACACCUCAGAACCUAGUGCUCCUGCACCAUCUGGUUGGGGUACCCCAGACCCUUCAUCUAGUGUAACGCAGUCCCAUAUUCAAAAUCAAGACAUCAAUCAGCAAUUACAAAGCAAUAGCCAACCACAGAUGACAAAUGCCAACCAACCUCCAACUACUAGCCAUCCUGUGUCAUGGGCCAAAGCAGCUUCAGCAGGAUUACCAGCUGCAACAAAUGCUUCGGAAACUAAUUCCGCCGAAGAAGCAGAAAACAGUGAAGCCUCUGCCGGUCAAAACACAGCAGUUACUUCGGAACCUGAUCCAGUUCAGCAGCUUGUUAAUUCUCAUGAAGGGUGGGGAACAAAACCUAUUCAGCAAGGCACCAGUUGGAACAUAAGUGAUAGAAAUAUGAAUCCUGUAAAUAACAAUUCAAGAACAUAUCCACCUGUUAAUAAUGGUACAGAAGCAUGGGGAAAGCCAAGUGGUGGACAGAUGCCGCAAAAUUCUGGUUGGGGAGAAGCACCAUCAAACAAAACUUCGUCUUCUGGUUGGGGUGGGAAUUAUGGCAAUCUACCAUCACAGCCAAGUGGUGCUUCUGCCCAAAACUGGGGAGUUCCGUCUCAACCACGACCAGCAUUCAUGCCAAAUCAUCCUAAUGGGAAUUCAGGAUGGGGUGAUCAGCAACGCAGUGGUUCAGGAGUAAAUGCUGGAAGGUGGAAUGACAUGCCGGGACAAACACCCCAGAAUAAUUGGAAUGCUCCACCUGUACCUCAGCAUCCUCAAGGUGGUGGAGCAGGGUGGGGAAAUAUGCAACAGCCUUCUGAUAAUCAAUCCAACCCUGGUUGGGGUUCCAUGCCACCAGGACGACCAUUACAGCCAAACAACAACUGGGGAAAUGGCAGAGUUCAACAAUCCCCUCAUUCGCCAGCAGCUGACCAAUCACAGUGGGGAAGACAAGAUGGUGGGAUAAAUCCAAUGACACGAAGGCUGAGCAAUGUUGAUGAUGGUACAUCGGCGUGGGGUGAUCCAACUACAUAUGGCAAAGUUAAUAUGUGGGAUAAGCAUGGUAAGAUAGGGGGAGCCCAAGAUAGUAAUGGAGGACAAAUGAACAAUCCGAGUGGCGGAAGUGGUGAUGCAAAAGGGUGGGGAAUGCCACCAAAUCAAAAUAUUAAUCAACCCCCCUCCCCUAAAAGUUGGGGUAAUACAUCACCAACAAGGAUGGCUGGUGAUAAUGGAACUCCUGGCUGGGGUUUCAAAGCACCAAGACCUGAUAAGGUUGCAACUGGGUGGGAUAAACCAACUGCUGGAUCGGGAUGGAAUACAGCAAGUAAACCAAGUGGUUGGGGCCAACCUAAUGAACCUCAGUGGGGACAAUCGGAAAACAACAGUGGAUGGGGUCAACCAAUGGGAAAGAUUGACAAUCUAAUGAAGAACAUGGAUUACGGUCCACGAGGUAACUUGCCACCCCAACCAAACAUCAAUCCUCAGUUACGAAGCCCGAUGCCACCAGCAUUACCUCCACAACUUCAGAAUCAGUUCCAACAAAUACGUAAUGCAGUGAUGAAUGGUGUCAUACCACAGCAGUUUCUCAAUCCUCAAGUAAUGACCCCACAACACAUGCACACACUUCUUCAGUUGGUUAACAAAGCAUCUGAAUACCAGAGAUUACAAUUACAGUUAAACAUGAUAACUCAAAAUAAGAAUAUUGCACCCAUUGUAAGGCAACAGCAGAUAGUUGAAUGCACAAAAAUUAUGCGGCAAUAUCAACAACAAAUAGAUGCGCAACGUACCGCAAUAUUUCAAAACAUGUUGCAAAAAACUCAACCCAGCAAAAGCAAUGGACCUCUUGGUGGAAUGGAUUUAAGUGGUCAUAGACCAACUGCCAAUCAGUCCAUGAUAUCUCCAUUGAACAGCAUGACAGCACUUGGACAAGCAUUACCUCCAAAUGUGCCAAUGUCUAACAUACCCUCCCCUUCAGUCAGGGAACAAAAAUCUCGAUUUAUGAAUCACUGGAAGCGCCCGACCAGCCUUGGCAUGGGAGAUUACCAGCAAACAGGAAAUGUCCCGAAUAAUUUGGGUUUCUUUCCUGGUCCCAGUGGUGACUUUAAUGGCAUGAGAUAUGAAUCGCCACAGGAUGAAAUGGCAUCCAUGGAGAAGCAGUAUUACUCCACAGAUGCAGCAAAUAAAGCUGAAGAUUUAGCAACUCCAAACUAUACUGAAGCUCCAUCUGAACCCAACAGUACACUUGCUGACAUUGGUCCACCUGAGUUCACCCCCGGUGUUCCAUGGAAAGGAUUUCGAAGAAUUGACCCCGAGGCCGACCCUGAUAUAACUCCAGGGAGUGUUGCCAUUGCAAAAACUAUGUCCAUUAACACUGUGAGGGAUGCUGAUCAGGUUCUAAAAAGAGAAAGAAGUGCACACUCUGAAUCAUCAACUGGUUUGCAGAAUAAUGAAGAAACAUCACUUGCUAACCAACCUCCAACAACUGCAAACACAGAUGCUAAUGUGUCAUCUAUGUGGUCCACAGGAGCAAACGGAGCUUCUUCCACAACCACUGUGAGUCAAUCAUUAUCCGCUCCACAAGAUCCAUGGAAAGUGAGCAGCAAUCAAUCACUGUCACGACCACCACCACCAGGUAUAGGGGGAUCAGCUUUCCGUCCGACUAAAGAACUUGCGCCAACAUGGGAGAACGUACCUAACAACUCAUGGGAUCAGAAUAUGACACGUACUUCGCAAGGAGGCAACAAUUGGGCUUCUCAGCAGCAACAACAGCAACCCCAACAACCACAACAACAACAACAACAAGAAAGUUUGGGUUCCUGGCUUGUGCUUACCAACUUUAAUCAACAGGUUGAUGUAGCUGGUGUGCGACAGUUAUGCAUGCAGCAUGGCAAUAUGGUUUCAUUCCAAGGACAUUAUCCUAUUGAAGGAAUGGCAUUGGUCCGUUAUGCUUCACCUGAAGAUGCAGCAAAUGCAAAGAAAGCACUCAAUAUGUUUAUGGCAGGUUCAACUAUGCUGGUUGCUACUGUUGCUACUGAUCAUGAGGUUGCAAACUUUGUGAACGCAACAGCUGGUGGUUCAUGGGGAUCAACUGCCGGAACUCCUGGGAGUCGAUUCGUCUCCAACAGUGGAUCAACUGGAGGAUUCAUCUCACAACCUCCGCAGAACCCAUCCCUGGCCAUCUCAUCAGAUGCUGCUUCAGUAUCUUCCCAACAACAACAACAGCAGCAGUUAUGGGGCAACAGCAACCCACAGGGAGGUAACUGGCCAAGCAACAUGCCACCAAGCAUGCCAUGGUCCGGUACAAGCAGUGAGGAUAUGUCACGUAUUAUGAGCCCACUUCACACAUUGCUGCCUGAGAAUCUACUGGGUGGGGAAACCAUGUAGCAAGUAACCACCUGUAUUUUAAUACUUAGUAGACAUGUUUUUUUUGCCAUUGUUGUUUUUACGCACUUGGUGUAGUGUUCCACAAUGCGAUGCUGCGUUUAGUGCUCUCCCCUUUAUUGCCGUGUGUUUAUGGAUCGUAACUUACUUUUUAUCAACUCAUGAUCACCGUAAAUAGUUCGCCCCCCCACAACAUAUGUGGCCACCUGUGUUACCAACACCACUACUUUACGCUGGAUUCAUUUUAACUUUUAUCGCCCCUUAUAUUUUGCCACCUUGCUACACUAGGUUACGGGUCACCGCACAAGCUUCGACUAUGUUACCACAUUAGGGGUUUUCCCCUCUUUCCUUUAAUCAUAAAACAGAUAUUUCUGUGACUCUGCUGGCCAUGCACAACAUCUUAUUGGCCAACAUCUUUUUUUUAGUAUGUUCCUGCUUAACCUACCAUAUUUUAAAGUGUUUAGUUGCAAAGUUAACAUAAUGUUACGUCUAAAACUGAUUUCAAAUAUGCUACACCUUUUAUGCCUAUAUACAAUUAUUUACCUUACACAAUCAACCCUAAGUUAUUCUGUAUUGUUAUUCCUUGUUUUUCACCAAAAUUUCUUUUCCAAUGAUUAUGAAUUUAAAAUGGACUGUGCACACGAGAAUAAGCCUUCGCCGAUUUCUUAUUUACUGCUCUCUUCCGCCAUCGUGUGCACAUUCCACGAACCGAUGAAGCGACAGAAUUAAUCAUAUCGGCUUCCCUAUUAUUUACACUGCCUGUGAUUUCUAACUGAUUCUUCAUGCAAAAAAUGACAAUUGCAAUUCAGCGGUGCUUGAAAUUGUCACCCAUCUAAACCCACGCAUGCAAAGGUGUAUUUUCUGCACCGAGAUUUUAAUGUCCCAAUAUUUUGAUCGUAUUAAUGUUUUGACAUUUUCUUGGGGGUCAGCCAUUUUAUCUACUACACCAAAUGCAUUAAGCAGUCGGCAAACCACUGUUGUUUUACCUACCCCGAUUGAAGCGAAACUUUUUCCUGGAUAAUCCACAUGGUUUGCGGUACCUUGCAUAUUUUCACACGUAUUCACUGUUCGGCGUAUAUUUCCCCACAGCUCGGCCCAAUCAAAGUGUCAGCUUCCGCCAGCAGAGUCACUCGUAUUAACUGUGCCGCCGAACCGCCGCGCAGUGACGCUACCGAGUUGCUCUGUGCAAUUUGUUUUUUUCAUGUAACUCAACACGAGACUGCUUUGACCCCGCACGCUAAUACUUGCGCCUUCCAAAUUCCUUCCGCAUCCUCCACUAUCUAGCACUGAAUCUAAUUCGUCUUCGUUUCAAUAUUUCCACUUUCCCCGCAAUCGCGCAAAAUAGCUCGCUUCGACUUCACACACGUCCCCAAUUACGGAAGCUUUUUGCACACUUGCCACACAACGACAAUCAAAUCGUCAACAAUUCCAUAAAACGUCGCAUUAUAAUUACAAGCCAACCACACAUACUGACGCUCAAUGAUCUUAUUUUGCACUUCUUCCUUAGCGCAUCUCGUUGUGUGAAUUACAUUGAAACUUUUGCCAGUUCGACACGCUUUCCGCUAUGUUGCAAAAUCCAAGCUUUACCCACAUUUAUAUUGUCCGCCGUGUUUUGUUUUAAUUCUCAUUUCCGCCGAUAUGAAGUUCCGAUAUGUUGACCAUCAUUGCGCAUUCCUACGGUCGGUAAAUUCGAAUGCUUGUGCGGUGUUCCUCGUUACCACUUGUUAAGUACACCGAAGCUAUUACGAUCGCAACCGUUUUGUUAAACGUUUGAUCCAGUGCUACGAAAGUGGGUCCUACCCGUUGCUGUAUUUUAGAAACAGGUGUUUUUGCUGUGAACGAAGUAGUGUGUUGUCUCGCCCUCUGAUAUUUCGCCGCAUAUUAUCUACUGAGUCCCAUGUUCGCCUAUGUAUUCUCGCUCAUCACAAAUCGCUACCUUAUGUCAUUAAGCGGUCCACCGAUAUUGUAUCUCGCCCUCCCGGCUGUCAUAAUGCCAUGUGUGACGUGCUUUGUCCUUGUCACUAUAGAACCGUGAGUACAGCGUCAUAUUCGGCGCAUAGCAAACCCACUAUUUCUCAAGUGCUUUUACCGCGAUUUGUUUUAUCGCCAAUCUUAUUAUUACCGCGAUUAUUACUGUUAUUAUUAAAGUCGUCUGCGUUGCAUUCACCAAGUA